CGCAAAAAUUCAUUGUUACCAUGUAAAAUAUCCGUAUAAGAUUGAAGCAAAGGUUUAAAACUUAAUUUUCCUUUUCUAAUUUAGGGCAAGCAAAAAAUCAACUAUAUGUAUGCCCUCCCCGUCGCACAACACAUAAUAGAAAAUCAUCGAAUAGGUAGCAAACCAAUAAAAAUGGCGAUCGCAACUUCAUCUUCUUCAUUGUUGAAGGCUCUUCUUGAUCCUAAGAAGAAUUUCUUAGCUGCUAUGCACAAGAGCUCCAUGGACAAACGUCUUCGCAAAUACGGUCUUAGAUUUGAUGAUUUGUAUGAUCCAAUGGAAGAUCUGGAUAUCAAAGAGGCUUUAAAUCGUCUUCCCCGUGAAAUUGUUGAUGCUCGUAAUCAACGUCUAAAACGUGCUAUUGACCUUUCUAUGAAGCACGAGUAUCUACCUGAUGAUCUCCAGGCAAUGCAAACACCCUUCAGGAGCUAUAUUCAAGACAUGUUGGCUCUUGUGAAGCGUGAGAGAGAAGAACGUGAAGCUUUGGGAGCUUUGCCAUUAUACCAACGCUCAAUUCCUUAAGCACUCAUCACUGCCUUGUUGUAACUGUGACCGAUUUAUGAACUACGUUUCAUAUGAGGUUUUUGAGGGCAAUCUACCCCUUACAGAGGGCAGUUGUAGUUGUCAGAUAGAAUUUUGCUGAUUUCUCUCUGCUCAGUUCAUCUUUUCUACCAAGAACUUGCUCAUUUAUCAUCGCCUUUGGAUUAAGUGAUACUUUAAUUGCUAAAUAAUGACAACUCAAAUGAAGUUUCAAAACAUUCAUGAUAUAAUGUUGCUUGUGAUUUUAAAAUAGUUUUUCAAAUGACAUUGGAUAUUUUACAA
Messenger RNA from Amaranthus tricolor (Joseph's coat), 858 nucleotides. Its product is annotated as cytochrome b-c1 complex subunit 7-2, mitochondrial-like. The transcript is spliced from 4 exons. The record is from RefSeq and is a predicted model, not a curated record. Gene Ontology annotation, biological process: mitochondrial electron transport, ubiquinol to cytochrome c. The coding region runs from base 106 to 558 and encodes 150 amino acids. NCBI's taxonomy places the organism in Eukaryota, Viridiplantae, Streptophyta, Magnoliopsida, Caryophyllales, Amaranthaceae.